Messenger RNA from Clonostachys byssicola, 1125 nucleotides. The record is from the annotation of a GenBank genome assembly. Lineage: Eukaryota; Fungi; Ascomycota; Sordariomycetes; Hypocreales; Bionectriaceae.
AUGUCUUACCGUGACAACGACAACGACAACUCCGGCUCCUACGGUGGUAGCGACAGCUACGGAUCCAACCGCAGAGACAAUGACAGCUACGGGUCUUCCGGCCGCAAUGAGUCUGACAGCUACGGCUCCUCUCGCCAGGAAAAUGACUCUUAUGGCUCUUCUGGCCGCACUGGCGGAAACAACACUAGCUCUUACAACACAUCCAGCACCACCAGUGGCGGUACCUAUGGUUCUUCUCGCCGGGAUGAUGACGAUGACAAUUCGUACGGCUCCUCCGGUCGCACCGGUGGAGGCAACAACAGCUCAUACAACUCAUCCAGCAACAUCGGCGGAAGCAACACAUAUGGUUCCUCCCGCAAAGACGAUGAUGAUGACAACUCUUACGGCUCUUCCCGCAAGGAUGACAACACUUAUGGUUCUUCUGGUCGCACUGGAGGAAGCAACACAUACGGUUCUUCACGUAAGGAUGAUGACGAUGACAAUACGUAUGGCUCCUCUCGCAAGGACGAAAGCACAUACGGCUCUUCUGGCCGUACCGGUGGAAGCAACACCUACGGUUCCCGAAAUGACGAUGAUGACAACUCAUAUGGUUCUUCCCGCAAGGAUGAUGAUACUUAUGGUUCUUCUGGUCGCACUGGCGGAAGUAACACAUACGGCUCCUCGCGCAAAGACGACGAUGACGACAACUCAUAUGGCUCAUCCCGCAAGGAUGAGAGCACAUACGGCUCUUCCGGCCGUACUGGCGGAAGCAAUACAUACGGCUCAUCCCGCAAGGACGAUGAUGACGACAACACUUAUGGUUCAGGUAACAAGAGCUCAUAUGGGUCCAGCAAGAGAGACGAUGACGAUGACAACACCUAUGGCUCUGGUAACAAGAGCUCCUACGGUUCCAGCAAGAAAGAUGACGACGACAAUACCUACGGUUCAGGUAACAAGAGCUCCUACGGCUCCAGCGACAAUACCUAUGGUUCAUCCACUGGCGGCUAUGGCUCGUCUAACCGCCGCGAUGACGACGAUGAUGACAACGACAACAACAAGAAGGGCAGCACCUUCGGAAAGGUCUUGGAUGCGGCUGGUGACAUUCUGAGCAAGACUAACCUCAACGACCGCAACAACCGGGAAUAG